AGUACAUCCGACCGCAAAUGUUUCACUGCGUGCAAGAUAACUCAAGUUGAACUCGCAGUUCUCUUGCUCUGGCAAACAAUGGAUGCAGUUAUUCGAUUUGCUGUUAUUAUCGGUGGUGUUCUGUUCCUGAGCCUGGGAUUGGAGGCUGGCCUGUUUAACGACAUUCUUGAUCUGGCUGUCCCAAAGAAGUAUUUGCAUGUCGAGGACUGGCAUGUGGACAGAUGUGGUAUCGACAACGACGACUUUGAGCUUCAGGACAUCCAAGUUUCUGUUAACAAAUGGAAGGAAGAAAUCGUGGUAUCUGGGAAAGUACAUGUCAGGACCUUCCUCUCUACACCCGUAACGGCAAAGGUGUCGAUGAAGAGUGAAGUUCUGGGGGUAUGGGUGAGAGUGCCCUGCAUCAAGGACUUUGGAUCCUGCACCUACGAAGAUUUAUGCAUCUACGGGUACGAUGAAGACACGACAUGUCCUGAAUCCUUUGUUCAAGAUCACGUUCCUUGUCGCUGUCCUAUCAAAAAGGGGCUGUACAAUAUCCCUAGUGACUUGAGGAUUCAAGCACCUAGCACACGGUGGGGGGCCUUAGUAAAUGGUAAAUAUAAAGCCAUAGUCCAGUUCGUGCACAAUAACUCUGAAAUUGGCUGCUACAUCGCUUCGUUCACUCUCCAAGCAAUUCCAAAGUAAAUGCAAUUUUGUGAUCUGAAAUUAUGUUUGGAACUGUGUGAAAUUAAAGAUCAUAGCGACAAACAUAAACAAGGCCUAGUUAGAAAUCCAUAUUUAAAUCACAAGUUUAGCCACAAAUUUAAAACCUCUGACCUGUAAAACUAAUGUAGCUUUCACAAAUUAAACCCAACAGGAGCUUCAUUGGUUCAUAAAUAA
Messenger RNA from Zootermopsis nevadensis, 876 nucleotides. Its product is annotated as ganglioside GM2 activator. Gene Ontology annotation, cellular component: cytoplasmic side of plasma membrane. Gene Ontology annotation, biological process: ganglioside catabolic process; lipid transport. The record is from RefSeq and is a predicted model, not a curated record. NCBI's taxonomy places the organism in Eukaryota, Metazoa, Arthropoda, Insecta, Blattodea, Termopsidae. Gene Ontology annotation, molecular function: lipid carrier activity; enzyme activator activity.